AUGACUGUCGAGGCCGCUGCUCCUAUCCCUAUCCCCGAUCUGACCAAGAUUACCACCGAGGCUUGCGCCGAGGCCCUCAAGAACAGCAAGGGCUAUGAGCACGAUGCUGUCGGCACCUGGAACUCCGAGAUCAUUAACACUGUUCUCAAGGCUUUGAUCUCUGCCACCGCCCCCGAGGCCUCCAAGCCCCCUCCAUACCGCUUCACUGUGAACAGCACUAUUGUCCAGCAGGGUGUGAUCGACGAGACCGCUGCCGCCGAGGGCGCACUCAGCAACGCCGGCAAGCGCGGUAUGCAUUCUGCCUCCGGUGCUUUCUGGGAUGUCAACAAGGAUGGCAUGUGGACCUUCAAGUACGAGGGCGCUGAGGACCGCGGCUUAGAUGUCGUCGUCUGCGUUACCUGGUUCUCGGUGGUAUAA
Penicillium antarcticum is the source of this 417-nucleotide messenger RNA. RefSeq names its product dynein light chain Tctex-type family protein. NCBI's taxonomy places the organism in Eukaryota, Fungi, Ascomycota, Eurotiomycetes, Eurotiales, Aspergillaceae. Gene Ontology annotation, cellular component: cytoplasmic dynein complex; cytoplasm. The transcript has 4 exons. Gene Ontology annotation, biological process: microtubule-based movement. The record is from RefSeq and is a predicted model, not a curated record. The coding region runs from base 1 to 417 and encodes 138 amino acids. Gene Ontology annotation, molecular function: dynein intermediate chain binding.